Messenger RNA from Trypanosoma theileri, 606 nucleotides. RefSeq lists its product as uncharacterized. The transcript has a single exon. Lineage: Eukaryota; Euglenozoa; Kinetoplastea; Trypanosomatida; Trypanosomatidae. Bases 1 to 606 code for a protein of 201 amino acids. The record is from RefSeq and is a predicted model, not a curated record.
AUGGACGGGGCCACAUUUGAUGAGUUGGUACUUCAGUGGGUAGAAAAUCUUCAGGGCAUCUCACGCGAAGAACGUUGCCGUGUGCUUGAACGCACAUGCGACUCUCUGCAGUCGCAGAACAGUGAAAGUCUGCUCGUACUGAAGGCCCGCGAUUUGCUCCACACUGUGCGGGCGGCCACAGAUGUGAAGGUACUUCGUCAGGUUGCGGCGCUACUUGCCAAGGAAGACGCCGCGACAAUUAUAGAGAAACAUUUGGCGCCGUAUUGCACGCUGACGCUUCGUCAUGGACAAGGCACACUUCUGCGUAUUACAGCGGCACCCAAUGUGGCCGUUAACUUGGCGGCGCAGAAUGCAUCCGCGAUAAAAGAGUGGAAAUAUGCAGGCGAACCUCAAACGUGGUGUGCCGCUCGUAGUCCUUGUAGCGUGGGAGUGCGUACGGUGUUCACAGACGAUAAAGAAGAUGUGGUAGUCUCUUUUCACGACGAAAUCGUCUUCGACGCGUGUGAUCACGUUUACGAGAUUGAACGAACCUUUUUGAUAAGUGCUUCCUCUAACGUGGACACUGUGUUGACUGCACUUCAGCUGGUCAACCCUUCUUCUAUUUGA